Molecule: messenger RNA, 1395 nt
Organism: Lodderomyces jiufengensis
Lineage: Eukaryota; Fungi; Ascomycota; Pichiomycetes; Serinales; Debaryomycetaceae
Product: kynurenine--oxoglutarate transaminase
Exons: 1
Coding region: 1-1395 (464 amino acids)
Biological process (GO): biosynthetic process
Cellular component (GO): cytoplasm; mitochondrion
Molecular function (GO): L-kynurenine:2-oxoglutarate transaminase activity; pyridoxal phosphate binding
Source: RefSeq, a predicted model, not a curated record
AUGUUGAGAAGUAUUAUUACCAAUAACUCAACAAUAAGAAGAUAUUCAAUUGGUUUAGCGAGUAAAAAAAUGUCAACAACAACUACAACAACAAAACAAGAUCCAGCAUCAUUACAUAAUCCAUAUUUUUUCCAAAAACCAGGUCAAAAAGAUAUAUGGUCAUUAAUUAAUGAAACAGCAGCUCAAGCUCAAGAAGAAGAUCCAACAAAUAAAAUAAUAAAUUUAGGUCAGGGUUUUUUUUCAUAUAAUCCACCAGAAUUUGCCAUUGAUGCGGUAAAUGAUGCUUUGAUAAAACCUCAAUUUAAUCAAUACGCUCAUGCAAGAGGUAAUCCUAACUUGUUAAAACAAAUAGCGGCUCAUUAUUCAAAAGCAUAUGGAAGAGAAGUACCUAUUGAAGAGGUUCAAAUCACAACGGGAGCAAAUGAAGGUAUGUUUGCUAUAUUUUUUGGAUAUUUAACUCCUGGUGAUGAAGUUAUUGUAUUCGAGCCAUUUUUUGAUCAAUAUAUUCCAAACAUUGAAAUGACUGGUGCUAAAAUUAGAUAUGUUGAGAUAAAGUACCCUGAAAAAUUAAAUAGUCAAAAUGUUAGUGGUGAUGAUUGGGAAAUUGAUUGGGAAACUUUAGAAAAAUCAAUCAAUAGUAAAACAAAAAUGAUUGUAAUAAACACUCCUCAUAAUCCAAUUGGAAAAAUAUUUACAAAAGAAGAAUUACAUAGAAUUGGAGAAUUAGUUAUAAAAAACAAUUUACUUUUGGUGAGUGAUGAAGUUUAUGAGAAUUUAUACUAUACCCCAGAUUUCCCUAGACCUGCAACCUUAGAAUCCUUACCUGAAUUAAGAGAAAGAACAUUUACCGUUGGAUCAGCUGGGAAAUCAUUUGCUGCUACGGGAUGGAGAAUAGGGUAUAUUCAAGGACCAGCACCAUUAAUCAAAUACGUAACUGCUGCUCAUACAAGAAUUUGUUUCUCAACACCUGCACCAUUACAACAAGCUGUAUCACAAGCAUUUUCACAAGUAGAAGAAUUAAACUAUUUUGAAAAAGUUAGAUCUGAUUAUGUUAAGAAGUAUAAGAUUUUCACUGAAGUGUUUGAUGAAUUAGGUUUACCUUAUACAAAAGCGCAAGGUGGAUACUUUUUACUUGUGAAUUUAUCAAAAUUGAAAAUUCCAAAAGAUUAUAAAUUCCCUCAAUCAAUUUUAGAUAGAAAAACAUUAGAUUUCAAAUUAGCAUAUUGGUUAAUUAAAGAGAUAGGGGUUGUGGGAAUUCCACCAACUGAAUUUUUAAUUGAGUCAAAUAGAGUAGGUAAUGGAGUGGAGAAUUGUAUUAGAUUUGCUGUUUGUAAAGAUGAUCUGAUUUUAAAAGAAGCUGUUGAGAAAUUAAAAUUGUUGAAAAAUUAUUUAUAG